AUAGUGUAAAGUCGGGAGCUCCAAGGCAGAUUGGGUGCUCAAUCUUCUUCAAAUUUUGGUGCCUCUCUCUCUCUCUCUGUAAUCGAUCUUCGUAAUCGACCUUUGGCCGGUCAAAUUACACGCACUACAAUCUGAAUUGAUGAGGUUGAGAGCUCUGUUUCUGCUCCUACGGAUGGACAAAACACCUGUGGUCUAACAAUGGUCCAAGCACCCUCCGAUAUGGUCUAGCAUCUAUCCCUUUUUCACACCAAACUAUGAGUGUGCAAUCUCUCUCUCUCUAGCGCAGGACAGAGAAUCGCGAGCUUUAGGUUUUCUUCACAUUCUACAGAGCAAUGGAGACACCUGGGAAGUCCUUCAAUCCAAACAAGCACUUAAAAGAGCAAUUUGUGAGCAAUUUGACUGGAUCUUCCAUGCUUGAAGUCAUCGCUCUUGCGACUGCUGUACCUGCUCUGAUUUUUCUGCGACAUUGUUUCUGCUCCGCUGACAAACAAGAUCCUAAUACCAUGAAGAUUUCACUGAAAAAGAAUGAUGACGUAAUUGUUGCUUUCAAGAGUUGGAGGGACUACAUGGCACUAAUGAUUACGGAUUUUCUAUCAAUUGUUCUUCCCAUACUUCUAUUUUUCACUGUUCUAUCAGAAUGGACUUGUUUAUGUGCAGUAUUGCUGAUAUUGUUACUGAUUUUCUCUAUUGUAGCUAAAAGACAUAGAGCUCCUCUUUAUGUGGAAGACGAAUUUGGUUCUCUUAGGACAAAUAUCUCGUCGUACAGGGUUUCUAUAAUGAUUGUAACAUGCUUGUGUAUUUUGGCUGUGGACUUUAAAAUAUUUCCUAGAAGACAUGCAAAAACUGAGACUUAUGGUACUAGUUUGAUGGAUCUUGGGGUAGGCUCAUUUGUUUUGGCAAAUUCAUUAGUUUCACGACAAGCUCGGGGUUUCUCAACAUUGAAAUUGAGAAACGCACUUCAAUCUACUAGUCCUCUUAUUAUUCUAGGGAUAGCUCGACUUGUUUCCACAGCACAUGUAGACUAUCAGGUCCACGUGGGCGAAUAUGGAGUGCACUGGAAUUUCUUUUUCACACUUGCUGCUGUAUCAAUCCUAACAUCAAUAAUUAACGUUCCCCCAAAAUAUUCUGGGGUUCUUGGUUCAUUGAUUCUUGUAGGAUACCAAGCUGGCUUGAUGUAUGGUUUAAAUGUUUAUUUGCUUUCUAAUGAAAGAGGAACAGACAUAAUUAGCCAAAACAAGGAGGGAAUUUUUAGCAUAUUUGGAUAUUGGGGUAUGUAUCUUGUUGGUGUCCAAUUGGGCAGCUAUCUUUUCUUUGGAAACUCUAGGCAAGUGUCGAGAUCCAAUAAAUGGGCAAGAAUUAGAGUCUGGAUUCUCUCUUUUUUGUUUUGGUUAUUAGCUAUGCUUCUAGACAGGAAUGUGGAAAGAGUUUCACGCCGAACGUGCAAUAUGGCUUAUGUCACUUUUGUACUGGCUCAAAAUCUCCAGGUCUUAGCAAUCCUCAUGUUGUCUUAUUACAUCCCCGGACAUAAGAUUUCUGUGCUGGAAGAAGCAUUCAACCGAAAUCAACUGGCAUCAUUUCUUCUGGCAAAUUUGCUCACAGGGUUGGUAAACUUGUUUGUUGAUACCUUGUUUGCUUCAUCAUUCUCAGCCCUCGCUAUAUUGGUUGUAUAUAUGUUUAUUCUAUCCCUUCUUGUUGGUUUUGCCGACUUUUAUGGCAUUAAGUUGAAAUUUUGGUAAAGUGGAACUUUUAUCUAGUGUAUAUAACUUUCCUUUCGAUUCGACAAGAUCCAAAUUUUGGUAGGGUGGGCCUAUUGCUGGUCAUGUGUUUCACAUUGUAUGUUUAGAAAUCAAAGGGAAACAAAUUUUCUACUUUACUUUCCAUGAAUAUUCAUGUGCUCAGCAUUCAGCAAUAGUGUUCAUGGAAGAUCUCUACCCUGAAAAUGAGGUAGGUGGCUGCUAUCUGUCUGAAGGUUCUAUAGAGGGCAAUAUACUUUUCUCCUCUGUUCUAUUUUUGUUUUCUUUUGAUGUAUGAAUCAUGUAACGUAAAUAAUACGCUUGACAUAAAUUCAUACCCAAGCAUGUAUAUGUAGGAGUUUACAAAUAUGCAUAAAACUGUUGGGUAGUGUAACAAUGGUAUUUUUGGUA
Camellia sinensis is the source of this 2144-nucleotide messenger RNA. Lineage: Eukaryota; Viridiplantae; Streptophyta; Magnoliopsida; Ericales; Theaceae. The record is from RefSeq and is a predicted model, not a curated record.